AUGGCAUCCACCUACCCAAUUCUCCCAGAGAAGCUUCUCCUCAUCUCUCUAAAGAUGUACUUCACUCCAGACCGGACACUCAGCUAUCUGCGCGACCUCCUCAACCCAACCAACGAAAUCGUUCACCCCGCAAACCGAGACAAACUCCUCCUUGCUUUAAUCCCAGACUUCCUAACCAUCUGGCCCUGCGCCCAAAUUCUCAAAGAGUAUGAAACCAACCUAACCAACACCGGAACCCCUCAAUCCCAACCCCCCUUCCUACUCGGCGCACAAGACUGCUUCUGGGAAUCCCAAGGCGCAUACACCGGUGAAGUCUCACCGGCCUCAAUCCGCGCACUGGGCUGUUCAAUCGUCGAACUAGGCCACGCCGAGCGCCGCGCCAUCUUCAACGAAACAGAUUCCCAAACGGCCCGAAAAGCAGCCGCAACAUGCGCCCAGCAUAUGGUUCCGCUCGUCUGUAUCGGCGAAGUGACAGCCCCCGGCCCAAUCGCCUCCCAAGCUGUCGGCCAGGCCGUGACGGAGUGCGCGGUGCUAGUGCGCGCGGUACUAGAUGCUAUCCCGGAUGACGCGCCCGUUGUCUUUGCUUACGAGCCUGUCUGGGCUAUUGGCCAGCCGAAGCCUGCGGGGGUUGAUCAUGUUGCAGCAGUUGUGCAGGGUAUCCGGGCUGUGAUUGGUGUUCGGCCUGGUACGGUGCGUGUCUUGUAUGGUGGCAGUGCGGGGCCUGGUCUUUGGGGGGCUGGUGGGCUUGGUCGCACUGUUGAUGGAAUGUUUUUGGGCAGGUUUGCGCAUGAAAUUGAUGGUGUGCGGGAGGUUGUUCGUGAGGUGGAGGAGACGCUAGCUCUGGUGUGA
Molecule: messenger RNA, 849 nt
Organism: Penicillium expansum
Lineage: Eukaryota; Fungi; Ascomycota; Eurotiomycetes; Eurotiales; Aspergillaceae
Product: triose-phosphate isomerase
Exons: 1
Coding region: 1-849 (282 amino acids)
Biological process (GO): glyceraldehyde-3-phosphate biosynthetic process; glycerol catabolic process; glycolytic process
Cellular component (GO): cytosol
Molecular function (GO): triose-phosphate isomerase activity
Source: RefSeq, a predicted model, not a curated record